This is a messenger RNA of Ostrinia furnacalis (Asian corn borer), 937 nucleotides long. RefSeq names its product importin subunit alpha-1-like. The record is from RefSeq and is a predicted model, not a curated record. Lineage: Eukaryota; Metazoa; Arthropoda; Insecta; Lepidoptera; Crambidae. The transcript has 8 exons. Bases 54 to 911 code for a protein of 285 amino acids. Gene Ontology annotation, molecular function: protein binding.
AGAUUCGGACCGCUGUGUGGACCUUUAGCAACCUCUGCAGAAACAAAAACCCAAUGGUGAAGUUCGAUUUGGUGGCGCCGGCACUGCCGUAUAUUUCUGAGUUAUUGGAGAUUUCCGAUCAGGACGUGUUGGCGGACGCUUGCUGGGCGCUCUCCUACCUAACCGACGGUCCCAACGAGCGCAUAGAAGCAGUGCAAGCCACACCUUCGCUUCUACACCGCCUGAUCUCAUUGCUACAACACGCGAGUCCGGCCGUCAGGACACCGGCCCUCAGAGCCGCGGGGAAUAUGCUCACUGGCUCCGACCGACAGACGGACCGCUGCCUAGACGCGGGCUGUUUGGACCACAUCCUGACUCUACUCCGCUGCGGGAAACCCUCGCUCAUGAAGGAGGCAGCCUGGGCCGCUUCCAACAUCCUGGCUGGCACAAGUGAGCAGAUACAGCGAGCGAUCGAUAAAGGAAUUAUACCGAGACUUCUACAUGUGUUAGCUUCUGAAGAUAUCAAAUGCCAGAAAGAGGCAGCAUGGGCCAUAACCAACCUCUGCCUUGGCGGCAGUGCAGGGCAACUGGACGCGUUACUAUCGGCCGGUGUUCUGGAGCCCUACUGCGCGCUUUUGGCGUCGCCCGACCACCGCGCGGUGACGGUUGUGCUCGAUGGACUGACGAACCUGCUGCAGGCGGCAGUAAAGUACGGUCAAGUUGAGCCUCUGUGUUUGAAACUGGAGGAGAUCGGUGCUCUUGACCAGAUUGAGACCUUGCAGCAACAUGAAAAUGAACAGGUCUACAAAAAGGUGGUGCACAUUCUAGACACAUACUUCGCAGAGCAAGAGGAUGUCUCUGCCCAACCUGCCAAGACGGCGGACGAGUAUCAGUUCGGGACCAACGAGCCUAACCCUAAUUUUAACUUCUAAAAUAAAUAAUUAGUCCAAUACAGUAU